Dacryopinax primogenitus is the source of this 953-nucleotide messenger RNA. Its product is annotated as alpha/beta hydrolase protein. Gene Ontology annotation, molecular function: hydrolase activity. The transcript has 3 exons. Lineage: Eukaryota; Fungi; Basidiomycota; Dacrymycetes; Dacrymycetales; Dacrymycetaceae. The record is from RefSeq and is a predicted model, not a curated record. Bases 1 to 951 code for a protein of 316 amino acids.
AUGCCUAUUCCCUUCGACCAGUUUGAAGAGUUCUCUCUACCGGUCUCUUCGCCUCCAUCUCAUCCGACUCAACAGAUCGUCAUUCAUGUCGUCCGUGCUGGGUCCGGUCCUCCCAUGCUGCUCCUGCAUGGAUCUCCGGAGACGUCUUAUAUGUGGCAUCUAGUCGCACCGACUCUGGCCGACCACUUCAGUGUGGUUGUUUGUGAUCUGAGAGGAUAUGGAAAGAGCAGUAAACCUGAGGUCGACCCUGCGCAAGAUAAGCAGCACGAGCUCUACAGCAAGCGGGAGAUGGCGAGGGACAAUGUUGAGGUCAUGAAGCAACUCGGGUUUGAUAGCUUUUACGUUCUUGCCCACGAUCGUGGUGCACGCGUGACGCAUCGUAUGGUGUUGGAUUAUCCCGGCGUGGUCAAGAAGUUCAUCCUGCUCGACAUCGCGCCUACCCUCGCUAUGUAUGAAGGAACGAACAUGGCAUUCGCGACCGCAUACUACCACUGGUUCUUCUUCAUUCAGCCAGCUCCAUUUCCCGAGAUGCUCCUCUCCUCCUUCCCGGAGGCGCUCGUAUAUAAGUCCUUCGUCCGAGACGGACAUCCGACGCCUGAUCAUCCUAAUCUACAAAAGUACGACACAAAGGCGCUUGCUGAGUAUAUCGAAGCUGCCAAGACACCGGGGACGAUUCACGCUAUUUGCGAGGACUACCGCGCCAGUGCGGGGAUCGAUAUCGAGCGGGAUCGGGAGGAUCUAAGGAAAGGAACAAAAAUUGGAAGCCCGAUGAAGGUCUUUUGGGGUUCUAAAGGUAUUAUUGGCAAGAAUUGGGAUCCGAUCAUGGAGUGGACGAAAGUCUGCCAGGGGGGGAUAUUCAUAGGUGGAAGAGAGAUCGAUAGUGGGCACUUCAUCCCCGAAGAGCAACCGGGGGAGAUUAUUAAGGAAGCCAUGGAUUUCUUCAAAGAAUAGGU